Messenger RNA from Schizosaccharomyces japonicus yFS275, 4187 nucleotides. RefSeq names its product adaptin. Lineage: Eukaryota; Fungi; Ascomycota; Schizosaccharomycetes; Schizosaccharomycetales; Schizosaccharomycetaceae. Gene Ontology annotation, molecular function: phosphatidylinositol binding; ubiquitin binding. Gene Ontology annotation, biological process: vesicle-mediated transport; Golgi to endosome transport; protein transport. The transcript has 7 exons. The record is from RefSeq and is a predicted model, not a curated record. Gene Ontology annotation, cellular component: cytosol; membrane; Golgi apparatus. The coding region runs from base 76 to 1578 and encodes 500 amino acids.
CACAACCUCGCCAAAGCACAUUUUCGUUAAUACAGAUUUAACGGUUUAUACUCUUGUCUCUGGGUCUCUUGGCAAAUGGCGAGCUCUGCCGAAAUUACUUUGUUGAAAUAUAUCCGCGAUGCGACCGAACCGUUCGCAUUCGAGCCAAACUUGGCUUUAAACCUUGAAAUAGCUGACUUGAUAAACCAAAAGAAGGGAAAUCUUCCACGAGUUGCAGCUUUUGCAAUUGUUCGAAAAAUCAAUGAUCGAAACCCGACCGUUGCAUAUUUAGCUGUUAACUUACUUGACAUCUGUGUGAAGAACUGUGGUUAUGCUUUUCAUCUACAGAUAGCUACCAAGGAUUUCCUAAAUGAGUUGGUCCGUCGUUUUCCCGAGCAUCCGCGGAUGGGUAUAAACAAGAUCCAGCAGCUUAUCCUCCGUCUCAUUGAGGAGUGGAGACUCACUAUCUGCAAGGACAGUCGUUACAAAGACGAUUUUGGAUUUAUUCGUGAUAUGCACAUUCUACUUGGUUAUAAUGGAUAUAAGUUUCCGGAAAUCAGCAAAGAUGAUAUUACAGUGUUGUCAGAGAAGAACACUCUAAAAAGUAUUGAGGAACUGGAACGUGAAGACAGAGAAGCAAUGUCGGCAAAGUUACAAGAGCUCAUUCGUAGAGGGACUCCCACUGACCUUGCGGAAGCCAACAAAUUGAUGAAAAUCAUGGCUGGUUAUGAUACUCAACGCAAAAAGGAGUACCGCGACCGUGUUAUUGCUAGCCUUGAAAAACUGAAGCGUAAAGCUACCUUGUUUGGUGAGAUGCUUGCUGGCAUAACAGAAACAGAUCAACUCUCCGCUGGUGACGUCUACGACGAACUCGCUACCUCGCUCCAAGAAGCUUCUAUUAAACUAGAACGCAUUCUUAAGGAUGAUUUUGAAGAUGAGAACGAUAAGCAACAAGUUGCAUCGCUUUAUGAAUACGUAACCAAUCUUACGAACCAGUAUAAGUGUAUAAAGAACCGGGACGUCGAAGGCGCUGCCAACUUUCGAAAGACAGCCAAUGAGGUUGAGAUGGUUUCUGCAAAAUCAAAUAGUGACCUACUGAUUGAUCUCAACUUCCAACCGGAUACAAACUCAGAAAUCAACCAUACUACAGAUCUUGUUGGCUCUCCUGCUUCUCAAACCGCAACUCCUCCUAUCCAUCUGUCGAGUUUAGCUCCUUCAGCUUCUUCCCAGCCUUCAGCAUUGUCACCCGAACCCACACUUUCUAAUAUUUUGCAUAAAUUCGCGUAUUUCACGUUACGCUACGCCUCUAAAGAGUUUCAACAAAACAAACUCUCUCUUGUUUUGAAGCUUUCCAAUGACUCAACGAAACUCAUCGAUAAUUUCCAGCUCUUCAUUGCCGUUCCUAAGGUCUACAAGUUGCAAUUAGAACCUCAAUCUGGAUCAAUGCUUCCUGCGGGUGCAGUAGAGGGUAUUACACAACAAGUAUCUGUAUAUGGCCCUCUUAAUCCCUCUAAGGGUCUUCCCGUUCGACUCAAAGUAACCUAUAAAAUCGACGGUGUUUUAAAAGAGGAAUUCGAACAGUCGGUCAUUCCUUUGUAGUUCAAAAACACAUUUUUUUCCCUUUUUUCCCGCUUAUAGGAGUCUAGGUUAAUGCUUUCAACGAUACGGGAAUAUCUCAUUCGUUUUGCACACUUCAAUUCUUCGCACCUUAGACACUAUUCAUGAAGAAAUCUAGAAAAUUGAAAUAAUCGAUUUUUUUGAGUGAGUUAUCUCUUACAGUUUAACCAAUUUUGACAAAAUUUCAUUCAUUUAUUUUCUAUUCAAAUUGGAUACCUACCCACUCAUCGACAAAACCGCACAUGUCUUGAUCAACGCUAGGCAAGCAGUCCAUGGCGCAAGUUGCAACCAGAACGGAUGUCCAUUCGGAGACCAUAUCAUCCAAUAACGAAAUAGUCUGAGGAACAAGUUGCAAUUCAAACACUCUGGGCGAAUUACAAUGCCGACAAUUUGGAAAAGGGUUUUUAUUACCAUUUAAAGCAGAACGAAUAGAGGAACCAAGUUGAUCUCGGAAAGAAGACAACAACGCUGCUCCCCCACGUUCGUAACGAACACACUGCUGAGGAUUGAAUGCAAUGCGCUCUGUAAAUUGACGGAAUGCCUUUUCGAAUACCGCUGGAGACUUCUCGUAACCUUCCUGGCCCCAAUCACUAGGAUCAGCUGUCGCAUCCAACAUUAGUUGCUUCUCCUUUUUAGAUUUUCCUUGUUGCUUUAUAGGAAUCACUUCUUUGUCGAAAGCGAUAUAGGUACCCGGAAAUUGUGGGAUUUCUUCCGGAUAAGUAAACGAAUUAGUAAAACGCGUGCGCUUCGCUGACUGUGUUUCAUGUACAACCACAGGAUCCUUUUUCGUAGCAUGUUUAGCAGCAAUCUGACUAAACGGUGUCUUCUGUGAUGUAGAUGACAAAAAUGGAUUACUGAGCUGCUGAGUGCUAGAAGAGCAAAAGGGAUUGGCAAACUCCGUAGCAUUGGACGAAGGUGCAGAAAACGGAUUUACAAAGGUUGGUUUCUGAGCGACAUUGGUACUCAAAUCCUUCGUUUUCUGAGGCGAUUCUUUCGUUUCUUGCUCAGUAUUUUUAAGAAGCCUUUCCCCUCGAAGGCAACGUACACCCUCAGGAUUUCGUUUACAUGAAGCAUUGUGACACAUCCAAAUGUACAAAGCCCGUUCUUUCGUAUCAUCUCCUUCAAGGGGUGAAUAGCACUGAAGCACGAACUGCAUGUACUCUUUACAACGUCCACAACGCAGCAACUCCGGAUUGCACGAAUGUUGGCCAAAAAAGACCUAGAGCGGAAUUAGUCAGCCAUGAUUUCUUGUUUAACAUAAUUACUGCUGCCUUUGUUUGAAGCAGAGUGUACUUACUGGUGAACCUCCGAGGAAUGAUGAAUACGCAUCAGGUGCCUCAGAGUCACAUAAUUUAGCAUCAGGGAAUCCGAGCCAUGUCUGUGUAGUGUAUGACCGUCCGCUAGACAUCGGGCACCGAUGUAAAUCAAUAUUUCAAAGUUCACAGAUUCGGCUACGUUCUCUUCAGGUAAGUCCACAGUUGGGAGUCACGUUGAUUUAAGAACAAUAAAGUUUUUACAUAAGCGAGAAUGACGUAAGUCAUUGAUCGUUGAGGAUGUAAACAGAAAUAACAUGCUGUGGAAUGUUGAAUCCGAAUAAUGAAACACACCACAUGACGAUAAAGAACGGUAUGGGAGAAAGAAGGUAAUGUGUGUUCUUUAAAAAUGGGAGAACUGAAAUGUUAGACCACAACAUUGAUUGGAAAAACAAACCUUGGUAACCCAAAAACGUUAGAUAAAAGUAAUAACAUAUAGCCAACAGAUACAGAGUAUUCCCAAAGUAUAACGAAAUCCUGCUCGAUGGUCAAUUUUUUUGGUCUGUAGUCAUAAUUACCCUUACCAUUUAUCUUGAAGAAAAAAUGGAGCCAUAAACAAUUGAAUCGUGUAUAUGAAAACAAAAACGGGGAAAAACGCGUUAAAAUGCACAUCAAGGCAAUAACCCCAUUCAAUUGUUCCAUUUGUUCCAUCUGAUAGAGAGCUACGCGACAUCUCCCUGUCAAAAAAUACAAAACGCGCUAAUAAAUAUCCGACUGAUGCCAAUAAGGCGCCAACAACUAAUAAAUCAACAGUUACCAUGAAAAAUGCGAGUGAAAAGGCUUCCCGAACUGAUCUGGCAUAAACAAGGCCCCAUAAUAUUCCACUUAAUGCCAUUAGUAGGCCGAAAACGAUUAUAAACGCUGGAUCAUCCCGGACAUAACGAUUCGUUGUUUCUGAUAAACACGUUAAAAAGGCUGAUUUGUGUGCAUUGUAAGUGACACAUACGUUUCUGCUAAAUUAGUUUAUGCAUCGCAACUUAUUGCACGUACAUGAAGAACAAUUGACCGAAAAACUUUUCGCGGAGCGCGCACUAAAUUGCCCAUUUCCCAGAAUGCCUUCUCAAAAUCCUAGAAAAUGAGAAAAUUGUCCAUAAUACGGAUACAUACAAGUUGAGAAAGCCUCAAAAACCGCAAUUUAUGGCGGAUACUCCCAUACAUUUUGCGUGAAUGGUAUAUGCAGUGAGUAGCAAGCAAACCAGCCGCUUUACGUUAUCACGGAUACGACGUCAUAUAUAAAUAAAGUUAAGUUAUAGUAUAUCUAACCGAUCGUUUAUGAAA